AGGUGACAUCAGUGGUGCAGGCCCCACUGGCUAUUCGUGCCCUCUACAGACUUUGCGAUGGCCACCCCGUCACUGAGCUGGCUGACUUGCAGAAUGGAGGACAGUACGUGGCUGCUGGCUUUGAAGGAUUCCACAAGCUCCACUCUUCGCCUCCUGGAAGGAAACACCCAGGCGGGAAAAGCGGCCGACAACAUUGUGUUCAGGAAUGGAGACCUGCUAAGUCCCCCCUUUAGUCUGAAGCUGUCCCAGACUGCCGUCCAGGACUGGGAAACGGUACUGAAGCUGCUGACAGAGAAGGCCAGGUUACAGAAUGGGGCUGUGCACCAACUCUGCACCCUCAGGGGGCUUCCAUUGUCAGCAGGCACAGCUCUGGUGAGUGGCCGUCACUACGUGGCUGUCGGAGAAGAAGAGUUCAAAGCCCUCCCCUACAUGGAGCUGUUGGUGCCCAGCCCCUCUCUGUCCAAGGGCUGCUGGUAUCCUCCAGGCCGGAAGCAGAAGUCCCACAGGCAGGGGGCCCAGGGCCACCAGGCUCAGGCGGCUCGGCCUUCUCCAGAGGAACCAAGACAAACUGAGCCAUCUGCUUUCUAUGCCAGAUUCCAGCAGUCCACUCGGCCAGGAAGCAGGCUCUCUCCCCUCUCACUUCCAUCAGAGGGCAGCAGAGACAGGGGCAGAGGCCUUGUCCCUCAACAUCUGCCUGGCCCGGGAGAGGCAGCCUCAUGUUCAGCCAAUGCCUGUGCCACCAUCUUAAGUGCCAGGAAUGCCAGUCAGAAGCUGAGAACAAGCACUCCAAACCACCCCAGCUUUCAGCAGCCUGCUCCCGAGAAGCUGGGCCUCACUGGGCUCGCAGUAGGUAUGGCCUCCUCAGCCCCUCCCCAUUCAUAAGCCCGCAAAUUCUGUGGAGGCC
Molecule: messenger RNA, 904 nt
Organism: Microtus ochrogaster (prairie vole)
Lineage: Eukaryota; Metazoa; Chordata; Mammalia; Rodentia; Cricetidae
Gene: Dcdc2b
Product: doublecortin domain containing 2B
Exons: 7
Coding region: 58-882 (274 amino acids)
Biological process (GO): intracellular signal transduction
Cellular component (GO): microtubule organizing center; microtubule
Source: RefSeq, a predicted model, not a curated record